Messenger RNA from Hibiscus syriacus, 1368 nucleotides. Its product is annotated as geranylgeranyl transferase type-1 subunit beta-like. Gene Ontology annotation, biological process: protein geranylgeranylation. Bases 75 to 1190 code for a protein of 371 amino acids. The transcript has 11 exons. Lineage: Eukaryota; Viridiplantae; Streptophyta; Magnoliopsida; Malvales; Malvaceae. Gene Ontology annotation, molecular function: CAAX-protein geranylgeranyltransferase activity. The record is from RefSeq and is a predicted model, not a curated record. Gene Ontology annotation, cellular component: CAAX-protein geranylgeranyltransferase complex.
GAGUUCCCAAAUCAGAACUCCCGGGGGGAAACCCCAGAAAUUUUGGAAGGAAAAUUCGCAAAAGCGGGAACAGAAUGGCGACGAGGGACCCACUGGAUUUCGAUGUCGGAGUAGAAGAAGACGAAGAUGGAGCGCCGUCGCCGUCAUCUCCGCUGUCCUACUUCGAAAGAGAUCGGCACGUUGCGUUCUUUGGAAUGUUGUACGAUUUGAUGCCCUAUCACUACCAAUCGCAGGAGAUCAAUCGCCUCACUCUUGCAUUCUUCACUAUCUCUGGCCUUCACCUUCUCAAAGCCUUAGAUCGCGUUGACAAGGACAGAGUUGCCAGUUGGGUUUUAUCAUUUCGAGCUCAUCCGAUAAAUCAAGCAGAAUUGAAAAAUGGACAAUUUUACGGGUUUCAUGGUUCUAGGAUGUCACAGUUCCCUCCGGAUGAAAAUGGGGUUUCAGUUUGUAAUGCUGGUCAUUUGGCGAGCACUUAUUGUGCCCUAGCCAUACUAAAGACUGUUGGCUUUAAUAUAUUGACCAUAGACAAAGAAUCAAUACUGAUAUCAAUGAGGAAUCUUCAACAGCCUGAUGGAAGUUUUAUGCCGGUGCAUCUUGGUGCAGAGACAGAUCUUCGAUUUGUAUAUUGUGCUGCUGCUAUCUGUUUUAUGUUGGAGGAUUGGAGUGGAAUGGAUAGGGAGAAAACCAAGGACUACAUCUUAAAUUGCCAGUCUUAUGAUGGUGGCUUUGGCUUGAUGCCUGGUUUAGAAUCACAUGGGGGUGGUACAUAUUGUGCUGUGGCAUCUCUUCGAUUAAUGGGGUACAUUGAAGAUGAUCUUCUGUCAAAAAAUGCAACAUCUUCUAUCAUAAAUGUGCCGUUAUUGCUCGACUGGUGCAUGCAGAGACAGGCAAUUGAUGGUGGAUUUCAAGGCAGAGCCAAUAAAUCUAGUGAUACAUGCUAUGCAUUUUGGGUUGGGGCAGUUUUGAGGAUCUUAGGGGGCUACAAAUUUAUUGACAAGAUUGCUCUGCGCGGAUUUUUGCUGACUUGUCAGUCUGAGUUUGGAGGUUUCAGCAAGUAUCCGAGGGAGCUACCCGAUUUGUAUCAUUCCUACUACGGAUGUACUGCAUUCAGCCUAUUGGAAGAACCUGGCUUGAAUCCACUCUGUGCUGAACUCGGAAUGACAGAUCUUGCUGCCUUAGGUAUACUUUGACACCAUUUUUAUUUAUUACCUGCAUUUGUUCGCAAUACAUGUACCCUGAACUCCAGUGCACCAUCAAUAGCGCAUCUUUUUUUUUUUGUCGGAUUUGUAGUUUUUGCUCAUCUUUUCUCGAUUGCGGAUCUAAACCUAUUUACGUAUAUAAGAUUUAAGAAAACUUGAACUUAGUGUU